AUGAUAACUCCAAAAUUCUCUGUCCGCCAAGACGAUGAUCGAAUUUAUAUUGAUAUCAGAAUUAUUAAUAUUCGCACUGAAAGUAAAUCUAUAGAAUUUAUUGUUGAGGGUGAUUUGUUUAUAUUUGCCUUGAGCCCCUAUUAUUUGCGCCUACGAUUUCCAGGACAACUUCUCAGCGAUGACGACGAAAAAGUUAUUAAUGAUGAAAAACUAAAAUCAACAAUCCAUUAUAAGACAAACGAAUCGAUAAUAGAGAUAUCUAUUUCUAAGGCCCUAAAAGGAGCUUAUUUUGAAGAUUUGGAUUUAGUAACAAAACUUCUAGCAAGAACAGUUAACAUUACGGGACCCAAUAAUGCUGAAGAGGAUAUAGAUGAUAAAACCCGACGCGAAAAAAUAGAGAAUCAAAUUAAAUCUAUUUCUACACCAUUGAUACAAGAAAUAGACUUAAAAGAAAAUCUUACAUCUCAGGACAUCAAUGAUCAUUUUUCUAAGCUUUCAACUGAAGCGGAAACUUUUAACUGGGAAGUGGAACAAACAGAUUCUGGAAGGGUAGAUGAAAGCACAUUCCAUAAGUCUGGGUUAGAAAAUCAAAUUGGAAAAUAUGGGUUUAAUUCUCGAUAUUCUGAUAUUAUAGGAGUUUCUAUUGCUGAUGGGUCAAAUGAUGUUAAUGAUGUUAUUGAUCCAGAAACUUCUACAUCAGAAUCUCGCCAUCAGUCAAGAUUUGAACUAGAAGCAUUAUCCUUUGAUUCUGACUAUUAUUUAUCUGAUAUGUUUGAUGAGCCUCCUGAACUAGAUUUAAUAUUAAAAUGGGAAUCCCCCGCCAAUAUAUCUUUCAAUAAUCUUUCUGAUGUUUCUAAUGCAGCGGCAUUAGAAACAGAAGAAAAUAUUACUUUCUCAACAAAAGAAAUUGAUUACAUGCAGAGAAUAGCUCGAGAAAAGGGAAUUUCAGAGAAUCCUGGCCAAUCAAUUUAUGAAAAUAUUUCUAACCCCAAAAAAAUAUACAUUGGGCUUGUUUGUAUUAUAUUUUCAGUGUGCUACGACGAACGAACUACAAUGGGUGAGCCCACUGUUGAAUCCCCAUGGACUAUUUCAAAAUUAUGUCCAUUAUUUUCAGCUUUAGAUGACCAAUUUGAUACUUUGUUAUCUGCUGUCAUUGCAUGUAUCCGCCGUGCUUUAUGCUUUCCUCUUAUAAGAAAUUGGAAACUUGUUGCUUCUACUGUUUUUCAAAAAGAUGUGUACCAUGUGUUACGUUUAGGCAAACGUCGAAUACUACACAUUUUACUUAAACUCAAAGAAAUUUUGGAAUCUUCUGGGGGAGGUGGCAAUUAUUUUGUAUACUCGAAGAUAUGGGUCGAUGAUUAUAUAGCAUGGAUUCAACUUAACGCAUCUGAUAGCGUAAUUAGGGCCAUGGCUCAUGAACUUCGCAAAUUAAAAUGGGGCACUCAGCAAUCAUUAGAAGAUGAUGAAAUCAAGUCAUUGGUAGGGUUAGAAUUAACAGAAUUGGAAGAAGCAGCUAAAGAAACGCUUCAAGAAAAUGAACAUAAUAUAAGUUAG
Molecule: messenger RNA, 1554 nt
Organism: Magnusiomyces paraingens
Lineage: Eukaryota; Fungi; Ascomycota; Dipodascomycetes; Dipodascales; Dipodascaceae
Exons: 1
Coding region: 1-1554 (517 amino acids)
Biological process (GO): box H/ACA snoRNP assembly
Cellular component (GO): cytoplasm; nucleoplasm
Source: RefSeq, a predicted model, not a curated record